Molecule: messenger RNA, 441 nt
Organism: Naegleria fowleri
Lineage: Eukaryota; Heterolobosea; Eutetramitea; Acrasida; Naegleriidae
Exons: 4
Coding region: 1-441 (146 amino acids)
Cellular component (GO): endoplasmic reticulum
Source: RefSeq, a predicted model, not a curated record
AUGAAACAACAAUGGAUGUUUAAUAUGUGUGGUGGAGCUCUUGGACAUAUUUGUGUGUUCCACUUUAGCUUUACUGAGUAUAUUAUUCUCUAUGGAACUCCAGUAGGCACAAGUGGAUAUUCUGGCAGAUACAUGAUGGAUGUUUAUGAUUACAUUAUUCAGGGACAUCACGAAACAUACACUCCUGGAAAUGUCAGAGGACUUUACUACAAACCAGGAGACAUGACUUUCUUACCAAGAUUUGAAGCAUGUUCCUAUAAAUCAGCUCCUCAUACCUACAUGAUGGAGUAUGGAAGAGGUUUUCCUGGAGUUGUUUUGGGAGCCUGUUACCCUUUGGUGUCUGCUCUUUUUACGACUUUGGAUUUCUAUUCAUUCUAUCAUCAAAUUAAGGUAGUUUCAAAACACAUGAUGAAAAAUUGGUUUUCGAAUCGAAAGUUUUGA